AUGACUUCUCGGGAUCAGCUGGUGCAGCAGGUGCUUCGGGAUCUGCAGGAGGCAGUGGAGUCCGAGGGCCUGGAAGGUCUCAGCAGUGCCGCCCUGGAGGCCAAGCAGGUCCUGUCUUCCUUCACCCUCCCCAUCUGUCAGAAGGGUGGUCCUGGACCCCAGGUGCUGGAGGUGGACUCUGUGGCCCUGAGUCUAUACCCAGAGGAUGCUCCACAGAAUAUGCUGCCCCUGGUGUGCAAGGGCGAGGGUAGCCUGUUGUUUGAAGCAGCCAGCAUGUUGUUAUGGGGACACACUGGUCUCAGCCUGGAGCUGCGGGCCCGCACCGUGGUGGAGAUGCUGCUGCACAGGCACUAUUAUCUCCAGGGUAUGAUUGACUCCAAGGUGAUGCUCCAGGCUGUGCGCUACUCCCUGUGCUCUGAGGAGUCCCCCGAGAUGACCAACCUGUCUUCUGCCACACUGGAGGCCAUCUUUGACGCCGAUGUCAAGGCUACGUGCUUCCCUACCAGCUUCUCCAAUGUGUGGCACUUGUAUGCCCUUGCUUCCAUCCUUGAGCGCAAUAUCUACUCCAUCUACCCCAUGCGCAAUGUCAAGAUCCGACCCUAUUUUAACCGUGUUAUCCGGCCUCGCCGCUGCACCCACGUGACCUCCAUGUUGCACAUCAUGUGGGCUGGCCAGCCCCUCACUAGCCACCUCUUCCGUCACCAGUAUUUUGCCCCUGUGGUUGGGCUGGAAGAGAUGGAGGCUGAUGGUGCUGCUAUCCUGGACCCCUCUCCUCCAAUCCCGGGUCCUCUGCUGCCACCAGCCAAGACCCUGGAGCUGCUCAACCGUGAACCCGGCCUCAGCUACUCUCACCUCUGUGACCGCUCCAACAUCACCAAGAGCACCUUCUACCGCUGGCGGCGGCAGACCCAGGAGCACCGGCAGAAGGUAGCCACCCGCUUCUCGGCCAAGCACUUCCUACAGGACAGCUUCUACCGUGGGGGCCUUGUGCCAUUGCAACAGUUCCUACAGAGAUUCCCUGAGAUCUCCCGUUCUACCUACUAUGCCUGGAAGCAUGAGCUGCUAGGCUCUGGUGCCUAUCCAGCCUUGGUCCCUGCUACUCCACCCAGGGAGGCACUAGCUGUGCCAGAGCUGGAGAGCCUCCCAGGGAAAAAGGCUGCCGAGGGGCUGGGGUGCUCCCCAGCGGCAGUGGCGGUGUCUAGCCCUAGCAUUAUCUUAAUGCAGCGUGCCAAGUUGUACCUAGAACAUUGCAUCUCCCUGAACAAACUGGUACCCUAUCGCUGCUUCAAAAGCAGGUUCCCUGGCAUCUCGAGGUCCACCUACUACAAUUGGAGGCGGAAGGCCCUCAGGAGGAGCCCCAGUUUUAAGCUGGCCCCAGCCCUUGAAACCGCUGAGUCUCUGCCCCCAACAGACGUUGGGGACGCAGCCCUGCCCUCUUUGAAGGGUGAGGUGGGAGAAGAGGGGACAGGGAAAGCAGUAGGUGGAGACCCUCCUACUUCCCAGAGUCUCACACCCUCAAGGAUGCCCUUGUCUCGUUGGCAGAGGCGACUACGCAGGGCUGCCCGCAAGCAGGUGCUAAGUGGGCACCUGUCUUUCUGUCGCUUCCGCCUCCGCUAUCCUCGCCUGUUACCUUCCACUUUUUGGGUGUGGAAAAGUCUUUCCCGGGGAUGGCCCAGGCUGCAGGCCUCCUCUUUGGGCCAAAGGAGGCGGGAGCCAGCUGAACGGCAGGAGCCAGCUGAACGGCAGGAGCCAGCUGAACGGCAGGCGGCAGGAGCCAGCUGAACUGAACGGCAGGAGCCAGCUGAACGGCAGGAGCCAGCUGAAUGGCAGGAGAUGGAAGCUGGUGAGAAUAUAACCUCUGUGAUGGUUCCUCAGGUGGAGACACUGCCAGUGGUCGCUUCUUCAGAAAACCUCCCAGAAGACGCCCAGGGAGGGCCUUCUAGAGAGAGGGUCAUUCAGGAGACAGCUAUGGCCCAGGGCCAACCCCACAGUGGAUCCCUAUCAAGCCAGACUGUGGCUGCGGCAGCAGGUGGCGGGGAUGGCCAGGUGCUGGUGAUGGACAUGCUUAGCACCUCAAGGUUCAAGGCCCAAGCCAAGCUGUUCCUACAGAAGCGCUUCCAAUCCAAGACUUUCCCCUCCUACAAGGAGUUCCAGUCUCUCUUCCCGCUCACUGCGCGCUCCACCUACUACAUGUGGAAGAGGGCACUCUUUGAAGGCCUCACACUGGUUGAUGGCUGAUGGGGAGGUGAUGUAGAGCCCGAGAAGAGGAGGAGACCUGAAUUGUCUCCUGACUUGGCCAGGAUGCCCUUUACUCUGUCUUCCAUAAUUUCGCGGCUUGGGGUGGAGAGGUAGAAAUA
Molecule: messenger RNA, 2357 nt
Organism: Cricetulus griseus (Chinese hamster)
Lineage: Eukaryota; Metazoa; Chordata; Mammalia; Rodentia; Cricetidae
Source: RefSeq, a predicted model, not a curated record